AUGGAGCUCCCUGCGGAUGAAGGCCUGUGGGAUGAUGACGAGGAUGAGGAUGAGGACUUUCAGGCAUCGGACGAGGGGAGCUCGGGUUCUGAGGACGAGGAGGAGGCAGAUGAAAAGCCCAAGAAGAAGGGCAAGGCCAAAGCCAAGCCCAAGGUCGUGAAGAAGGGCAAGAAGACGCCUGCAAAGAAACCAGACAAGCGCAAGCGCAAGCCGGCUAUGGUGGACGAGGAGGCUGAGGACGACGACGAGGAGGAGGAGGAUGACGACAGCGACGACGGCGGCCGCGGCAAGCGGCGGCGGCGCACCGCGGGCGCGCAGUUCAUUGAUGAGAUGGCGGCGGUGGAUGACGAGGACGAGGAGGAGGAGGCCGAGGAUGACAUGGAGGAGCUCAUCAAUGACAAGGACGAGGAGCUGGGGCCAGAGGACCUGGAGGCAGGGCAGGCGGCGGCGGCAUACAGGCGAGCGGCAGGCGGACGGGCGCUUCCACGGGCCGGGCCAGGCGCGCCCCUCGCAGGGGUCGCGGCAGGGGCGGGGGCGGGGGCGGGACUUGCGCAUCCCCUCAGCCCGGCCGCGAGCGAGCGCGCGCUGUGGGCUGACGACCGCACCGAGGAGGAGCUGGCGAAGUACAUUGAGGAGCGCUACAAGGGCAUGGCGGAGGAGGAUGACUACGAGGGGGGCGAGUACGAUGGCGACGCCCUCGGGCAGGAGGUGCGGGGGGGCAAAAGAGGCAUCACCAAAUGA
Monoraphidium neglectum is the source of this 741-nucleotide messenger RNA. RefSeq lists its product as hypothetical. The transcript has 5 exons. Bases 1 to 741 code for a protein of 246 amino acids. The record is from RefSeq and is a predicted model, not a curated record. NCBI's taxonomy places the organism in Eukaryota, Viridiplantae, Chlorophyta, Chlorophyceae, Sphaeropleales, Selenastraceae.